GGGCGCCUUGUAAUUUGGCUCCAUAAAAUCGACCACAUCAUUAAGAGAAACAUCCUAGGAAAAAAGAAAGAAGUGACGAGGAUAUAGAAAUACAGCGCUAGCCAGGAAAGUGGUGACAGACCUAAUAAACCGUCUUCCUUAAACUUUCCUUACCCAUGCUGCAGAUAUCGCUUCAGAAUCUGACCAAAGUUGCGACUUUUGGAAGUUCUCAAUCCAAUUCCAGAGAAAGGCAAUCAUCGAUGGAGAAUAGAUAUGGUUUAUUGAGGCAGAGCAGUGGUUUCUGGAGGUCCUUGAGAGAUGGAGACUUUGAGGAAGAGGAAGUCUGGGCUGUUCUCAGAAAUACAACAGAUUCUACUUCCAUGGUAGGCAAACCCAAGCAACCCUCUAUUUCUGUUCCUAGACAACUUCCAACUGCUUCAAGAAUGAUACCAAGAGCUACAGCCAGCGGCAGCAGUAGCAAUAGCUCCUCUCAUGAAGCCAAAAUUGUUCAGAAUUCAGCACCUGUAAACAUUCCUGACUGGUCACAAAUUUCUAGAAAAAAGUCAAAGAAGAUCUCUAGGUAUGAUACAUGGGUUGGUAAUGAUGAUGAUGACGACGAUGACGGGGAUUUGAAUGAUGGCCAGGGCAGCGAUGAAGAUGAUGACGAUGAUGAGGACAAUUACAAGUUACCUCCACAUGAAUUCAUUGCAAAAAGGCUUGCAAGAAGUCACAUAUCCUCUUUUUCUGUUUUUGAAGGUGCUGGGAGGACCCUUAAAGGGAGGGAUCUUAGCAAAGUCAGGAAUGCUGUUCUAACAAAAACUGGUUUCCUUGAAUAACAGGGAAGGGUGUCUCCAUGAACAUGAUUCCAUGUGCCUUUUGUUUUUCAAAGAUUUAGGUAUGGUAGCUUGUGGUUGUUCCUUUAGUCUUUGGAGGUGUCCUUCUGGUUUGUGUUCAGAGUGUGAGAAAUUUAUUUUGAUGUAAAAAAGCAAUUAAUUGGUCCCCCACUCCCAUGUGACCUUUGCUUUGAUAAGCUUGAUUGUAGUAAAAUUUAGGGGCUACUGAGGGACCAAAAAAUGUAAAAAUAUUAGAUGUAGUAAUGCUUAUCUUAAUUAGGAGGAA
Carya illinoinensis is the source of this 1098-nucleotide messenger RNA. RefSeq names its product DNA topoisomerase 1-like. The record is from RefSeq and is a predicted model, not a curated record. Bases 156 to 815 code for a protein of 219 amino acids. The transcript is spliced from 2 exons. NCBI's taxonomy places the organism in Eukaryota, Viridiplantae, Streptophyta, Magnoliopsida, Fagales, Juglandaceae.